This is a messenger RNA of Bombyx mori (domestic silkworm), 673 nucleotides long. RefSeq lists its product as uncharacterized. Lineage: Eukaryota; Metazoa; Arthropoda; Insecta; Lepidoptera; Bombycidae. The coding region runs from base 113 to 658 and encodes 181 amino acids. The record is from RefSeq and is a predicted model, not a curated record. The transcript is spliced from 5 exons.
AAAUUUCGGCAAGACUAUACUAUAAAAAUAUUAACAAAGACAAACAAUAUUUAAUUUAUUCUCAAGUUGACAACAUAUGUCAAGAACAAAAGUUUGACAAUAAAUAGUAUGCAUGCGUGUGUGCGUCAAAUAUAUGGUGAAACAAUUGUACGAGUAUUACAAUUUAGCUCUGGCGCAAACUUGGACGUAUCACGACGAAAAAAUGCGUCAGGAAAUAGGAAAGAUGUUUAAGUUAGGUCCUAAAGUAGAUUCGACGAGGCGACUCUUCAGCGAUGUACAGACAUUUGAUUUGGAACAGCUCUCGGAUCCCUCCGAGAUUUCGUCGGAAAACCUCACCGUCUAUACGGAUCUGCCGUUGAGUUUAUCAGAACGAAACAACUUGAAGGAUAUUGGCUUCGAGAAUGUUGGCCGUAUAAUACACGACGUGAUCAAGAGUUUUAAUCAAAACGGAACGUUCGUCAGAUCUACUUUACUUCCCGGUGGUGGUAAUAUUGAUAAUAAAACACUUACAUCGACUACAGAGCAUCCGGAAGUUCAUAAGGUCACCUCUACCGACGUGGAUGUUACAACAAUUACGAAUGAAGGACCAUCGAGCACCCACACAAAUUUCAAAUACAGGGCACGCAAACCCGAAACAUCAAUGAAUGAUUUAAAUUAAAUUUUAAAAUUAAAA